AUAUGUUUUUUCAUUCAGUUUGCAUCAUUUAAAAAUAUUCUCACUGGGACACAAGAAAACGCCAAUCCCACGAACACACUUCUCUCUUGGCGUUCGAUACAGGUAGGUCUCUUUUUCUCCACUGUCCAAAUACUGGUCCAUCAAAUAUUCGAGCUUCUUCUGCAAGUCCAUAAGCAGCCCCUUAGAUCCCUCAUCCUUUUAGGGGCUCGCUAGCUUUCUUUCUAGCUUUGGAGAAGAAAAUUACCGGUACGUGAUAUGGAGUCAUUUGGAGCCAUGGGAUGUGGGGAUUGGAGCUCCUUCAAUGCAAUCUACUCCAGUACUACUGAAGAGGCUGACUUCAUGGUACGGUUGCUUGGCAACAUUUCACUUCCAAAUGACGUGCCAAACAGUUCUAAUGUCAAAUUUUCCUCCACUUACUGGCCUGCAAGUGAAUCAGAUGUAAACAAGGCCGUGGUCCAGGAAGAUUCUUCAAUCAAUUCUUCAGAUGACACUAGUGUUGAUGCUGAUGUGUGCUAUUCUUUUUCACAAGGGAGCAGUUUCAGUGGCGAAGGCAGCAGCAUUCUUUGUCCCUUGUCACAAAUCUACUUUUGCAACAGCAACAGUAUUAUUUCACAACCGAUUGUGACGAGAAAUGAUAGCUCGGUCUGUGCAGAUUAUGCUAUGAUGGAGUGCAAGAACAAAAUGGACUCGUGUGAUCAUGAGAUCAUUCGUAUGAACAAUAUCUUAAUGGAGGAAGGGCGUGACUUCCUAAACCAAGAUGUGAGCAGUGACUGCAGCAUGGAGUCUGGCGAAAACGACAUGCCUGAGGCUUUUUCUCGAGGAAUGAUUUUGCAACAAGGAAAGGAUCAGCAUGAAAUAAAUUCUCUCGCUUCAGAAAAAUCACUAGAAGAUGAAUCAGACAACUUAUUGGAGAGUUCUAAGAAAAGACCGUCAACACCUCUAGAUGUCCACAAGAAUAAGAGAAUGAUAAAUGCGAAGACCAACCAUCAAAAGCUUCAUCCUUAUGACAGUAAGAUUGCUGAAGGUGGCCAUCCCAUGCUUUGCCUCCAAAGCUCGAGCAGCUACCUCUCAGAGGAUGACUCCAAUGUUUUUCACGAGUCUAAUGCAGGAGUAUUACCAAUCCCAGCAUCAUGUUCGGACUCAAAAGGAGCAAUUACAGCAUUCAACUUAAAUGGCAAAACAAGGGCCAGCAGGGGCUCAGCAACUGAUCACCAGAGCUUAUAUGCCAGGAAAAGAAGAGAAAAAAUAAAUGAGAGAUUGAGAAUCUUGCAGAAACUUAUCCCUAAUGGAACAAAGGUUGACAUUAGCACCAUGCUUGAAGAGGCAGUCCAGUACGUGAAAUUUUUGCAACUCCAAAUCAAGCUCUUGAGCUCUGAUGAUCUAUGGAUGUAUGCUCCCAUUGCUUACAACGGAAAGAACUUGGGACUGGAUAUGGACGCUACUCUAAAAUCCUGAUCUUCCAAGACGAAAUCAUGCAUGCGUGUUGGUUCCCCAAUUUUGGUGUAUAUACUAGCAUUUAAGUAACGAAGUUUCAAUUGCGUUUGUCACUUCAAAUGAGGAUACAUGAUGGCUCGCGGGUUUUUCUUUUUUUUGGGGUUGAAAUCCGUAUCUGAUUCUUGUUGGGAACAACGGACUCUAUUCAAUUGCUAACGAAAAAUUUAGGUUA
Molecule: messenger RNA, 1666 nt
Organism: Coffea arabica (coffee)
Lineage: Eukaryota; Viridiplantae; Streptophyta; Magnoliopsida; Gentianales; Rubiaceae
Biological process (GO): regulation of transcription by RNA polymerase II
Cellular component (GO): nucleus
Molecular function (GO): protein dimerization activity; DNA-binding transcription factor activity, RNA polymerase II-specific; RNA polymerase II cis-regulatory region sequence-specific DNA binding
Source: RefSeq, a predicted model, not a curated record